GGUUGGCAUUUCUGGGUAAGGGCAUAUGUUUUAAUGAAAAAUUUUCUCUUUUCUUCUUAGAUUUUUGCUAUUUGCUUCCUACCCACAUACAAUGAAUAAAGACAAUUUACUCCGCAUUGACACAAACAUAAAAAUCAUCUUGCUUCUAGAAGUGAGUGUUGGGAUCUCUGCUAACAGUAUCCUUUUUAUAGCCUACCUCUGCAUGAUCCUUGGUGAGAACAGGCCUAAGCCCAUUGAUCUCUGCAUUACUUUCUUGUCCCUAACCCACCUAAUGCUGCUUAUAACUAUGGGACUCAUAGCUGUGGACAUGUUUAUGUCUCAGGGGAGAUGGGAUUCUACCACAUGCCAAUCACUUAUCUAUUUGCACAGGCUUCUGAGGGGCCUCACCCUUUGUGCUACUUGUCUGCUGAAUGUCCUUUGGACCAUAACCCUUAGUUCUAGAAGCUCUUGUUUAACAAAGUUUAAACACAAAUAUCCCCAUCACAUCUCAGGUGUCUUUCUUUUCCUCUGUGUUCUCUAUAUGUCUUUUAGCAGUCACUUCUUAGUGAUUACUGGGACCCCCAAUUUGACCUCAGAGAAUUUUUUGUAUGUUACUCAGUCCUGCUCACUUCUACCCAUGAGUUACUCUAGAAAAAGCAUGUUUUUCAUGCCGGUAGCCAUCAGGGAAGCCAUUCUUAUAGGUCUCAUGGCCCUGUCCAGUGGGUACAUGGUGGCUUUCCUAUGGAAGCACAAGAAGCAGGCCCAGCAUCUUCACAGCACCAGCCUUUCUUCAAAAGCCUCCCCAGAGCAAAGGGCCACCAGGACCAUCCUGCUGCUCAUGAGCUUCUUUGUGGUUUUCUACAUUUUGGACACUGUUAUCUUCCAUUCAAGGAUGAAGUUCAAGGAUGGCUCAAUAUUGUACUGCAUCCAAAUUAUUGUGUCCCAUAGCUAUGUCACAGUCAGCCCUUUUGUGUUUAUUUGCACUGAAAAGCAUAUAAUUAAGUUUUUGAGGUCAAUGUGUGGCAGAAUAGUAAAUAUUUGAUUAUUCAGUGAUGGGUAUGGACCAUGAAUAUAAUCCAAUAUGUUAUCAUCAGAUCUAUGGAUGGUGCCAUAG
Molecule: messenger RNA, 1093 nt
Organism: Mus pahari (shrew mouse)
Lineage: Eukaryota; Metazoa; Chordata; Mammalia; Rodentia; Muridae
Product: vomeronasal type-1 receptor 44
Exons: 1
Coding region: 92-1021 (309 amino acids)
Biological process (GO): G protein-coupled receptor signaling pathway
Cellular component (GO): membrane
Molecular function (GO): pheromone receptor activity
Source: RefSeq, a predicted model, not a curated record